Molecule: messenger RNA, 5638 nt
Organism: Egretta garzetta (little egret)
Lineage: Eukaryota; Metazoa; Chordata; Aves; Pelecaniformes; Ardeidae
Gene: RBFA
Product: ribosome binding factor A
Exons: 7
Coding region: 461-1369 (302 amino acids)
Biological process (GO): rRNA processing
Source: RefSeq, a predicted model, not a curated record
GGCGAGUGUGCUCCACGCUCCCGGCCGCGCCGGGCCGUAUCCCGCCUGCGCCCGCACCGCCGUGCCGGCCCCUGGUGGGUGGUUUGUGGGCGCUGGGUGAAGUUGUGUGAGAGGGGCUGUGGGGCUCGGGGCACCCCCGUGUUCCCGGCAGCAUGGGGAGAGCCUCCCACCCCGAGUUCCCUACGAGCAGCACCUGCGGUGGCCGCGGGGCUCUGAUGACGGUGCUUCAGAACCGGGCCAAGUUACACCGGUCUCUAAAGAGGCCCUGGAGUCGUUCUUCUCCCCCCCUCCCCUCCACCUGCAGCCCCAGUCGUGGGUAGGAAGCGUUGCUCCUGCUCUGCGCCAGGGCCUGCAGUCGCUGUGGGGCAGGCGUGGAAACCCGGGUGUUGUGUUGGGCGCCUUCAGGCAGGUGACGUUCUAGUUACACAGGGAAACCGUUGUUUCUCUGAGCUGCUGAAAGAUGAAGCUGGUUUCCUCUCCUUUUUCCAAAAGAAAGAAGUUCUGGUAUGACAGCCCUACCCUGGGAUCUAAAAUGAUGUAUAAACCAACCAAGUUAGCCUCUGUAAUGAAAGAUGAGCAGAAAAAAACUAGGAAAGAAGAUAACAUACGCUGCAGAGUCUUGAAUAGUCUUAUUCAUAAAGCUGUGGCAGACUUGAUGACUACCUGUGAAGUUAAUCAAGAACUUUAUGAUCUCAAGCUGGAAAUCUGCAAGGUGUCCCUGGCAUCAAACUUUUCAGCGUGUCGUGUGUACUGGAAUCCUGCUACUACUAGGGAGAAAGAAAGUUAUGUUGAAAGUGUACUGCGCAAGAGUGCUCCACGUAUACGGUAUCUUCUGAUGAGUCAGCAGAUUCUAGGAAAUGUACCCCCAAUAGUAUUUGUAAAAGACAAAGAAGCUGCAGCUGUAAAAGAGAUUGAGGAAUUAUUGUCAAUUGCUGAUUUUGGACCUCCAGAAGAAGUAGAAACAUUAUCUCAAAAUGAUUCUAGUAAACUGUUCUCUUCAGCAGCUCAAUCUUCAGAUUCACCCAUGCGUUCUAAUCUUUUUGGUAUUGAUCAUGAACUGCUGAAUAAGCAGAUAAUGGACUACAAAAGACUGAAAGUGUCAAGAGAUACAGAAAGCAUUGCCUGGACAGAAGAGCAGGAGCAGUGGCUUUCUAAGACUCGAAAGAAAAUGAAAAAGAAAAAAACAAGGAAUCCUCCUGAUGAUGACAUUACACCACAGAAAUACUUACUGGACAGGUAUGAAGCUGAUUACUGUGAUGAUAACACUGAAUCAGUCUUGGACUAUGAGCUGGAGGAUGAAUUACAUGAAGAGCUAAUGUCACAGAAACCAGGCUUUGUUCAAGAAGAGAGAUGGCCUAGCACUCACUGAGGGUGUCCAGGGAUGGGGCAGCCACUCUGAACCUGGUGAUGAAAACGAGGCAAAACCUCGUUUUCAUGUAGAAGAGAUGUAGAAGAGAUGGAAAUCUUCAAAACAACAAGGCGGGACAGACUGGAAGGAGGAAGCGGGCCAGGGGAUAUCUGAAGAAUGGCACGAGAGCAGGUGGGUGGGAGCAGCUGCAGCCUCGUAUGUCCCCGGCCUCCCCUUCAUCAGUGCUCUGCGUCAGCGUCCGCUGGCUUCCCAGGGAAGCAGGGUGGGAAAUUUGCUAUCAGUGUAAUAGCAACAUCAAGACUCUUACAGCUGUAAAAGACAGUUAAUGAAUGUUACACUCUAUCUAUCUGAGCAAUAUGAACUGUCACCACUUGGCAGAAUUUAGUUUUUAUGUAUUACAUAACCACAGAUGGGGAAGGAAUUUCUGGGGCCUUCAGACCAGGUCCUCUACCUUUAAUGGCAGCCACUUGCUGCAGUCCUGCAUUCAGCUGUUAAUCCUGGUUAGGAAUAUGCAUCUGGGAGUAAUGUUAUUUAACAUUGGCAGAAUCAGACGUGCAGCUGAAUUUCAGCAAUCGGUGCCCCUGUGAGCAUGUGCUACACUGCUGGUGUUUGAUCAAUGUGAUUUGUCGAUGACAGUUUUAAAAAACGCAAGAGCUUUCAUUGCUUCCUAUGACUGUCAAUCCAAACCUUCCCCAACACUCUGGGACCCUACAAGUGUAUUGUUCAGAUCGAAGUUUCAGACUGAAACUAAAUACCUCAGCUAUCCCUCCCACCUGGUUACUUUCCUGAAGACCUGGUCCUAUAAGGUGCUGAUUUUGAAGGGGAAAUGAGAGCACAUAGUUCCUCUGCUUCAUUUUAGCCAAUUAGUUUGAUUUCUCUGACCCCACUAAGGCCUUGCCAUGAAAAUCUCCAUGCAUUUUGUGUCUUUCCAAAACAGAAGUGUCUCACCAGCAGAAUUGCUGAGUAACGUUGCUGUGCUGCAGACGGGCUGACAGAAGUGUGCUAACUGCUCUGCAAAACAUGUAACUCGAGGGCAACAAUCUCCUUACUCAUGUGAGUCAGAAAAGCCACUAUCAAACACGACAUGAUGCCAGGGAAAUUAGGAAACCAAAAUGCACAUCUCACCGAAACCUUCUGUCCAAAGACCUACUUAUUUGUCAUGAAAGCCAAUCUACCCUUAAGCCGUGUUUGCAUAUAUAAAGCCAAGAAACGUCACGGUUUUCAGCAAGUUACCUGGGACAACCUGGCAUCAUUUCCAGUGAUUAUUAUUUUAUUCUGCAGGUUCAAGCAAUAUUUGUAGCCUUUUGUUGAACCAUCUGCAGUUGCAAGAUUUAUAAAUUUUUGUUAUUGGUGGUGUGUUAGUGGCUUUCCAAAUAAAGCAAUGCAUAUAUGUCUGUUCCUGGCUCCCACACUAAAGCCAGAAGUCAGUAUUUACUCUCUUUGACAUGAGGGCUUCAGGGGUUCUAGGUGCUUGUUUCAAUGCUAGACUGAGAAGUCUGUGAGUCUCCCCACUGGUCUUGGGAGAAGGAGGCUUCUCUAUUUCUACUGUUUAAUUCUUCAGUGGAAAACUUUGGCUCAGGAUUUUGCAGCCGUCCACAGCUGUGGUUCACAAGACCUUACCAACUUUAUUGACAUUGCUGACUUGUAAUUGAAAAUCCACCUAAGGAGAGGUUUCAAACAAACAGGGAGGAGCUGCUACUGCUGGUCUCUAGGCAACUUAAUAUGUCUUUGGCUGCAGUCAGGCCAAAAAGAGUCUCCUAAGCACACAGGGUGGCUCCUAACAAGAGAAAAACCCAGUACAACUGAGCCUGGAUUCUUCUGUUGGCCUGAUGACAAGCCAGAAUGGCAACCACAAAAUCAGAACAGUUGAGGUGGGAAGGGACCUCUGUGGACUGUCUAGUCCAACCCUCCUGUUCAAAGCAAGGUCAGCUACAGCAGGUUGCCCAUGGCUGUGUCCAGUUGGGCUUCAAGUAUCUCCAAAGAUGAAGACUCCAAACCUUCUCUCAGCAACUUUCUCCAGUGUUCAACCACUCCCACAGCAGAAAAGUGUUUUCCUUUGUUCAGACAAAGUUUCCUGUGUAUUUCAAUCUCCGUGUGUUGCCUCCUCUGUCACUUGGCAGCACUGAGAAGAGCCUGGCCUGUCUUCUCUGCACCUCCUAUCAGAUACUUACAAACAUUGCUGAGGUCCCCCUGAGCCCUCUCUAGUUCUAGAGGCUGAACAACCCCAGCUCUCUCAGUCUCCCCUUCUAUGAGAGAUGCUCUAUGCCCUAUGCUGUGAAAAAUUAAUAACACUGAAAUAAAUUUACCAUCUUAAUAUUGAGCUUAUGUUUAAGUACUUGCUAAAUGAGGAGCCAAGACUUGCUAAAUACAUGCAGCUUUUCUAGAGUGUGGUGUUCCCAAGGAGAAAUCAGGCAAUUCAAACUAAAAAUGCUACAAUGCAGAAGCACCUAAACCCAGUCCUUGACCAGCUCCUGAACUCCAGGGAACACCUGGACAGAUAACAAAAAUUCCUAUCCACUACAAACUUAUGGCUAGAAAAUAUCUGGAACUAAAGCAAUAAAACACCUCUCCAGCAUAAAUCCCAUGGUAUGGAAAGACAAUCAUGUCUCUCAUUUGACAGGCCAAUGGAAAGAAAGGGUCAGCUGUGCUAGAGAAUCUUGCACCUUCUUAAAUGCUGAACUGAGCACCAAAGGGAGUACCUGACAUUUUUGUCCUGGCCUGAGAUUUUUAAACAGGCAAAAAUGAAUGAGAAAAGUAUGUUGAAGACGAGGCAGCUUCAUCUACAGAGAGAGUGCUGCUCACACAGUAGAUCUGCCUUGCCCGAGUGCUUGGCUGGAAACCAUGUCAUUUUUCCUGAGCAACCAUCAAGCCAGGCUUUAACGAUUACCCCCAAAACACGAUGGUGGAGGUUGUCAGUCAAGGGACUCCAAACAGCUGCAUUGAGGGCCAAUUUUUCCGGGGAGAAAGCUGAACUCUCUCAAAAUAAACACUUUCUUCAUCUAACUUACCACAGUUCAUAUAUAAUGAAAGAGCCACCAAAAUGCUUACUUUGCAUAUUGUCUUCACCUAGGGAGCACAACAGAAAUGAAGAGCUGACAUGCAGACUGGCACGCCUGUUGCUAGCAGUGCUAGUUUUGCUUGGUAGACUCCACAUGGUUAUUACAGCCUACGGAGUGUGUGCCUCCUUAAAGAAAUAUUGAAUAACUUAAUCAAAUAUUCAAAAGCAAAACAGUAAGCAGUGAUAUGCUCGGAUACCAUCUCCUCAUUAAGAGGCAUGAGAACCAAAUCAUUCAUCACUGCUGCCAACUCAUGUUGCGUGGUCUCUGCCACCAGGCAGGACUUCAAACACAGUGAAAAAAACUUGGUAAGAACCCGGGGUGUGAAAGUGGAUGGUGGAGCUCAGGGCACUCACACAAACAUGGUUAUGCUGGGCUGCAAGGUGCUGUACCAAGCACCUGCGUGCCACUAUGCCCAUGGGCAAGCCCUGAGGAGGAGGUCCACGUGGGCUUUCCUACUGCUGCAGCCCUGCUCCCACCUUGGCAGCAGCCACUGCAGCUGUUGAGCAGGACUCAGCAGCUUCCCAGCAAGCAGGUAUUGACCCCAAAACAUCUGAAACUGAAAGCGAGAGCACUGUAUCCCCCUGUAGUAUGUUAUGAAGGCUUACAGCACAAAUGGGAGCCCUUUUCAUCUGCCAUCAAAAAGUAAUGAGGUUUGCUAUGGAAGAGAGGAAACGCUACCCAAGACACAGUUUCAUUACAGAAUAUUUUGGGGUAGAAGCAAGAAAAUACCAUGUUCUGCAGAAAAGGCACAAGAGUGUUCUCCAGGCUGAAUGCAAUUAUUUGCCCUAUCUGUACUCAGAUUUCACCCCUGCCUGAGAACAACCACUACACUGAAGCUCCCCUUUCCCAGGUGGGAAAGGGGUCUGGCUCCUGGUUUGCAGAAGACCCCCACCUCUGCUGGAGGAAGGGAGGUGAGGUUGGGCAAGCUGCAGGGCUGCUGGAGAGCUACUGCAUCCUGCUAACACAGGCCUUGCUGCAAAACUGAAAUCUUUAGUUCAAAGGGUCUUUGAACAUGAUUCCAACAGCUGAUAAGCAGCAAAAUUGUGCAUAUUUGGUCAAUGGAAAGUCAGUUCAAGUAUUUUUCUUCUUAUCACCGCUGAAAUGUAUUGCAAGAAAAGGGGAAAUGUCUUUCAGUCUUUCCUCUCCCAAACUCUCCUCUGUUUGCAAAGUUUCCACUGGAAAUUAGAAUUUAAAAAAAAAAUAAAUAUAU